GUAGCAACAUACUAGCAUUGCAUUUUGUUCGGCGCUUGAGCUGAAUUGCUGCCCCUCGCAGCUGCAUCGCAGCCCGGCUGUUGCGUAUCGCAGCCCCGUUACGCGGUGACCUACCUGCAGCCACUGCAGAAGACGCCGUCUGCCUGACACAUCCCAAGGACCACACUGCCUUGGUGAGCGUGCACGCAGGGGCUGCGGUGAACGUGCGCGCAGCUGAAGGGCUGCCUCCGCACGAUGGGCAACGCCGAGUCUGGGCCCGAGACCAAAGAGCAGGACAGCCCGCCGCCACCACCACCCGCCGCCGCCCCGGAGGCGCCACCACCACCCGCCGCCGCCUCCGAGGCGCCGAAGACGCCGCUGAUGACGCCGCCGCCCAUCAAGAAGGCGAAGCUCUCUCUACUCAAAUCCCUUAAGGACGUCCGCGAACCAUUAAGCCAAGAAAAAACAAUCGAGGCCCUCGUCGCAGACGAAGACUUCUCCAACGAGCACCUGGACCGCCUCGCGACGUCGUCGGAGUCGGAGUCGUCCGAUAGUGAUGACGACGAGGACCGUCGACGCUUUGAAUUACUGAAGGUCUUGCGGAAUGUUUUUUCGAGGGUCGGCCUCGUGUUGUGGCUUUUGGGUUUCACGGCCUUCUACGCGUAUUCCGCGUUUGACGGGUCCUGGGCCAAGGGGUUUUACUGGACGGUGCAGGCGGGCCUGUCCAUCGGCUUUGGCGUGCUCACGGAAAAGAGCGCGCUGAAUUUGUGGGCGACGGUCCUGAACAUUUGUUUAGGUGCUGGAUUGGCAGGUGUCGUUCUGGCCGACUACGCGACGAAGGUCGGUGAAGAAAAGGACGCCUGGCGCAACGAGAUCAUGCUAGAACGGUCCCUCGCGGCGGCGGGCCACGAGCAGCACAAGCUCCGCAAGCGCGUGCGGUUGGCAAAGAGGAUGAUCAAGGAGUUGGAAGCACCUGCCCCAAAAGUGACCGACUCCCAGCUGCGCUGGGGGAAAAUUCGAGCGCACGUGACGAAGCGGCGGCCGCAGCAGGGCUCGCUGCUGCCGGACAAGGAAAAGAUUUUGCGACUCAAGCGCGUCGUAUGGCGCGCCAAAUUAGGUAGACAUGGCCGCGCGAACGCGUUUCAACGCGUCAAGUUGUGGCUGCGGAUCCACCGGCAGAAGCUGUCGGUGUUGGCGGCCAACUUCGUGUGGCUGGGCGUCGGCGUCGUCUAUGCGAUCGCGAAGGAGCGGUGGUCCCCGACGCGCGCGAUCUACUUCGCGGUGUCGUCGCUGUCGACGGCGGGGCUGCAGGGCAUCCCGCUCGCGUCGAAGGACUGGCAGUACGCCUUCGUGGGCGUGUGGUGUUUGGUGGGAGUGCCUCUCUUUGCAGCCGGCGUCGGCGAGCUCGCGGGCUUGUUCGUCCGCGAGGACUGUGAAGUGGAGGCGCGGGCCCAGGAGUGGGGCUCGUACGGCGAGAGCGACUGGGAUGCCGCAGUCGGGGCGCUCCGUAGCGACCCGUGCGGAAAUUUCAGGCGCCAUCUACGCAUCGUUUGAUUUCCACGCAGGCCGCCACAUCGACCUCACCGGCGACAGCCUCACGCGCGAGCAGUUCCUCGUGUCCCAAUUACUGCUGAGCGGCGCGACUUCGCACGACGUCGUCGAUAUUAUAUAUGAUCGCUUCCGGACCAUCAACACGGAUGAUGAUGAUGCGAUCAGUCGGGAGGAGUUCCUCGAGCACGCGCGCACGCGGCACCGGCACCGGGCGCCGACACCGGCUCACGUAAAGCUGGCGCGCAAGCUGUCUGCCAAGCUGCAUGUCUAAUUUCUUUUUAAGUUUC
Pelagomonas calceolata is the source of this 1817-nucleotide messenger RNA. NCBI's taxonomy places the organism in Eukaryota, Pelagophyceae, Pelagomonadales, Pelagomonadaceae. The record is from the annotation of a GenBank genome assembly.